AUGUCAAACGUGGUGGUUCUUGACAACGGCGCCGGCCUAAUAAAGGCCGGAAUCGGCGGCGAGCGUGACCCAACCGCCGUAGUCCCCAACUGCAUGUGCCGCCCACUCUCCAAAAAAUGGCUACUAGCCGACCCACUCCUUUCCCCACUGCAAACCUCACCUCCGCCACUCUCUGCUGCCCCAUCAAUGGAUGAGAUUGUUUUCGAAGAGUUCAAUUUCAAUUCACUAUUUGUCACUGACCCACCAGCUUUAGUCCACCUUUAUGAGGCCUCAAGAAGGCCUUAUGGGUUGGUGUCAAAAACGCAGUGUAGUCUUGUGGUGGACUUUGGGUUUUCUUUUACCCAUGCAAUUCUCGUGUUUCAGAACUACACUAUGAACUUUGCUGUGAAAAGAUUGGAUUUGGGUGGAAAGGCAUUGAUCAAUUACUUGAAGGAGCUGGUGAGUUAUAGGGCAGUGAAUGUUAUGGAUGAGACUUUUAUUAUGGAUGAUGUUAAAGAGAAGUUGUGCAUUGUCUCGCUUGAUGUUGCGCAAGAUUUGCAGAUUGCAACGUAUUAG
Messenger RNA from Ilex paraguariensis (yerba mate), 555 nucleotides. Lineage: Eukaryota; Viridiplantae; Streptophyta; Magnoliopsida; Aquifoliales; Aquifoliaceae. The record is from the annotation of a GenBank genome assembly.